Messenger RNA from Arachis stenosperma, 2203 nucleotides. RefSeq lists its product as uncharacterized. NCBI's taxonomy places the organism in Eukaryota, Viridiplantae, Streptophyta, Magnoliopsida, Fabales, Fabaceae. The transcript has 14 exons. Gene Ontology annotation, biological process: amino acid transmembrane transport. The coding region runs from base 541 to 2001 and encodes 486 amino acids. The record is from RefSeq and is a predicted model, not a curated record.
CCAAAGUCCUAAAAAACAAAAUGUUACUUUACAAUCCGCUUAUAAAAGAUAUUAACAAUGGAGUCAGGAAUGGAUACCCAAUUUCCAACUACAAGCAAUUAGCAACCAAUAACCAUACACAACAAUGAUUUUUUGUUUUAAUAUGUAGAUGGAUUAAUAAACCUGUUUGAUGGCUACUAUUAAAAUGCCUUUUUGGAGGGUUUAAUUUGAUCAUAUGGCUAAUUUAUAGAAGUUGAAUAACAUUAAAGGUAUGUUUGGUUGCUGAAUAAAAAUAAGGUGAAAAUAUUCCUAUAAGAUAAACUAUAUAUGUGUGUUGUAUGUGUGUUGAAAAUGAAUAUUAUAAUUAUGGAAAGAAAGCAUGGCCCACAUUAUCUGCAGGAAAGUGCAAAAGUAGAGAUUGAUAGCCUUUCAUUGCUUUCAGUUGCACAAGCAUAACUAACAUGAAACCUGUUGUUUUUUUAGUUCAAACUUAGCACUCAAAAUAACAAAGAUGGUUGAAUUGAGUUAGAUAAAAAAGGGUUACUAAAUAUAAUAUUACAUAUGAUGUUUUCUUCUUCUCAUGCUUCUUCAUUCCAAGUUCCAACUCCAUUCAACAAACCAAGAAAGCAGCAGCAUCAACAGCUACUAUGGAAGUCUUAUCAUCCAAUUCAACAAACCAAUCUUCAACAAAGCUUAUUCAGUUCUGUUCAUCUUCCUUGUCCUUUGAAGAGAAACCUCCACAAGUGCUUCUUACAGAAGCAGUCUCAAUCCACACAAGAGGAAGAACAGCAACAAUUUGAGUUUGAGAGGCUGUUCUCAAACCUUAAUCAAGCGACUUUGAAAAGGGAACCUGGAAGUUUAUCCAGUGCAAUUUUGCUUGUUGCAGGCACCACUGUUGGUGCAGGAAUCCUUGCAAUACCUGCAGUGACACAAGAAUCAGGAUUUUUAGCAUCUGCAGUUACUUGCAUUGUUUGUUGGAUAUUCAUGGUUUCAACAGGGUUGCUUAUUGCUGAAGUAAAUGUCAAAACCAUGUGUGAACUUGGUUCUGGUGGUGUAUCACUGGUAUCCAUGGCCAAAAGAACUUUAGGAACAGCCGGAGUUCAAAUUUCAAGUUGGUCAUAUAUCUUCAUCCAUUAUGCACUUCUUGUUGCCUAUAUAGCGCGAUCUUCAGAUAUCUUAACAAAUUAUCUCGGCAUUCCAAUAUGGGAAAGUGCAACCUUGUUUUCAUUGAUAUUUGGAGGCUUAUGCUUCUUUGGAAGCCAGCGAUUUAUUGGUGCGAUUAAUGGUGUUCUAGUAAUUGGUCUCAUUGGCUCCUUUGCUGCUCUUGUGGCAGUUGCAAGUGGAGAUGUACACUUGGAUGCUCUUCUGAAAGCCAACUUCCAAGCUGCUCCUGCGAGUAUACCAAUUAUUGCACUAUCGUUUGUUUACCAGAAUGUGGUGCCUGUUGUUUGUACAAAUCUUGAAGGAGACAUGACAAAAGUAAGGACUGCAAUAAUCCUUGGAACUGGGAUAGUUCUUGCUCUAUUUCUCAUAUGGAAUGCUGUUAUCCUGGGAACUAUUACUGACAAUUCAAUGGGUGUCGAUCCAUUACAACAAUUGCAGUCGAUGAGUGGAGCAGUUGGACCUAUUGUUGCAGCCUUCUCAUUUCUUGCAAUCACCACAUCUUAUAUUGGAUUUGUUUUGGGUUUAUCAGACUUUCUUGCAGACUUGCUGCAACUCCCAAGUGGCCAGAACAAGCCUCUGCCAUACAUACUGACUUUAAUUCCACCAUUAAUACUAGCAUUGUUGGACCCAGAAAUAUUUUUCAAAGCCUUGGACUUUGCAGGAACAUAUGGAGUGUUGGUGCUUUUUGGAGUUAUUCCAGCUGCAAUGUCAUGGUCUGAUAGGUACUCAAAUUCAUCAUCUGCAUCUGUGAAAAUACCUGAACUAGUUCCUGGAGGGAAGAUAACACUACUACUGGUGCUUGGAGGAUCAGGAUAUGUGGUUCUUUCUGAAUUGAUUCAGAACUUUCAGCACCUUUGAAGAAAGUCAUGUAGCUACUAUGUUCUUCCCCCUCUCUUAUAUAAGUUUUCUAUUAUUACUACAAUAUAUGUUACUGUAUAAAUUAUUCCACUUUGGAGAACCUGCUAGCUGUAUAAAUUGAUUGGAGAUCAAGAAAAGAAUAAAGAAACAUAUCUUGUUUAUAUAUGGAUCAUACCAAUAUCAUAAUGUCUUGUUUAUUGUA